This is a messenger RNA of Lodderomyces margitis, 753 nucleotides long. RefSeq lists its product as uncharacterized. The record is from RefSeq and is a predicted model, not a curated record. Gene Ontology annotation, biological process: DNA damage response; DNA replication. Lineage: Eukaryota; Fungi; Ascomycota; Pichiomycetes; Serinales; Debaryomycetaceae. The transcript has a single exon. Gene Ontology annotation, molecular function: double-stranded DNA binding. Gene Ontology annotation, cellular component: nucleus. The coding region runs from base 1 to 753 and encodes 250 amino acids.
AUGGCUAGAGCAGAUAUUGGCACUUCUAAGUACGAAGCCAAAAGAUUGAAAGCAAGUGGACUACAAAAGCUAAAAUAUUACUGUCAAAUAUGUUCAAAACAAUGUCGAGAUUCAAAUGGAUUUAAAAACCACCUACAAUCAAAGUCUCAUCUAGGUCGAAUAUCCAACUUGCAAUCGAGUGGGGAAUCUAGUAGCAUAGUAUCUUCCUACUCCCAUCAAUUUCAGACUGAUUUUUUGAACCUAUUACGCGUGAACCACGGCACCAAAUCAAUCAAUGCCAAUAGAUUUUAUCAAGAGUAUAUUCGACAACGUGACCAUGUACACAUGAAUGUAACUCGAUGGAAAAGUUUGACCUCAUUUGUUAAGCAUUUGGGCCAAAACGGGCUUGUUAAAGUAACUCAAACUGAUGAAAGUGGGGAGAAUAGUGAGAUGGAUAGUGAAGGGUUCAACUUGGAGAUUAGGCUAAUUGAUUCGCAAGAAAUUCAAAGGUUGAAGAAUAAGGAAGACGAGGAGUAUUUAAGAGCCGAUAAUGAAAUAAAUGACAGGUUUAUACGAAAGCAGAUAAAACGUGGACAAGAAUUGGAGAUAAAAAAGCAGAAGGAAACGGCUCUUGAUGAUGACUUAGCUAAAGUUACAAAUAAGGCAGAAAUUCAUUGUGAAUCUAUUGAAAGAGUAGCAGCUCCAAUCAGAUUAAGUGUCAAGAAGAAGCCGGUAGGUAAAUUGAAAUCAGCAUUUAACGAUGAUAGUGAUUGA